AUGGGUGCAAGCAGCAUAUUUCGGUGGACGUUUUCAUUGCAUCAACCACAUCAGUUAAGGUAUGUCUAUUGGGGUGGCAAAUUACCGCUGAAAUGUCUUACCGAACAGAUAAACCUGCAGUUUCCUCAGAACGCCUAUAAUUCAGAAGAUUCAUCGACUGAGACAACUGUAUUGAUUGCAUAUAACGUUCUGAACCACGUCUUCAACCUUUUUGACGAAACUCUUACACCUGUGUCUUGGGACCUCUCAAAGCUGCAUUACUUCAAAAAUAUCCUAUUCCGUCAGACAGGCAAGCUUGAGGAAUGCAUGGAAGGUCAAACAGCUUUCGCUGGGGAUCUGCACUCUUUUGCCGACCGCAGCGAGCUUCUGAAGACGUACUUUGAAAAGAUGGAAAAUGUUUUAAAGGACAAGAACCACAGUGUCUGCGCCUGGGAAAUCGUAAGGAUGCAAGUUAUUCGUAACUUGGAGCAGUUACAUAUGAUGCUUGACAGAGCUGGGAAUCCUUAA
Molecule: messenger RNA, 507 nt
Organism: Acipenser ruthenus (sterlet)
Lineage: Eukaryota; Metazoa; Chordata; Actinopteri; Acipenseriformes; Acipenseridae
Product: interferon alpha-1-like
Exons: 5
Coding region: 1-507 (168 amino acids)
Biological process (GO): defense response
Cellular component (GO): extracellular region
Molecular function (GO): cytokine receptor binding
Source: RefSeq, a predicted model, not a curated record